Molecule: messenger RNA, 1719 nt
Organism: Bombus terrestris (buff-tailed bumblebee)
Lineage: Eukaryota; Metazoa; Arthropoda; Insecta; Hymenoptera; Apidae
Gene: Rpn3
Product: probable 26S proteasome non-ATPase regulatory subunit 3
Exons: 2
Coding region: 172-1659 (495 amino acids)
Biological process (GO): ubiquitin-dependent protein catabolic process; regulation of protein catabolic process
Cellular component (GO): proteasome regulatory particle, lid subcomplex; proteasome complex
Molecular function (GO): enzyme regulator activity; protein binding
Source: RefSeq, a predicted model, not a curated record
UAUGUACACAUACGCACACACACGCACACACACGCACACACACGCAUACACGCGCGCGCACGCGUACGCGUACGUCUACAUUGAGAAGCUUGUAGAAAUUAAAUGAUAUUGUACGUAAUAAGAUUAGAAUAUUGUGCUUAAUAGAAAUCUAAUUUCCAUAGAGAAACUAAAAUGGGUGUACCUACGGCUAAGAAUCCUGAAGCUAUGGAUGUUGAAAUAAUCUUUGAGGGUCAAAAUGGUGAUGGAGAUGUUUGUGACAAAAAAGAUGCUGAUCUUCAAACAAUAUAUGAUAUACGCGAGCAUGCUCGUCAAAUAGAAAAAGCUGUACAAAGCAAAGAACCACGUUUUAUUUUAAGAGCUCUGCGUACACUGCCUAAUACACGUCGCAGAUUAAACUCGAACGUCUUACGUGGAGUAAUUCUAAGCUUUUAUCCUAAACCGUGUGCCGAACGUGAUGCAUUAUUGUCAUGGUUAGAAGACUCUGCUGAGUUUGAAGAAACGCAGAAACUUCGCAUCUCUACCGUAACUCCGCUACCUGAAAUUGAUACUUACAUUCAUUUACUAGUUCUUGUACGUUUAAUCGAUGCUGGAAAACAUGAAGAAUCUGUUCAAUGCUCUGAGGCAUUGUUGCAAAAAAUUAUUGCUCAAAACAGACGUACAAUCGAUCUGAUCGCUGCCAAAUGUUAUUUCUAUUAUUCAAGGGCAUAUGAACUAAUUGGCAGACUGGAUAAAAUUCGCGGAAUAUUGCACUUGAGAUUGAGAACAGCAACGCUUAGAAAUGACUUUGAGGGACAGGCUGUAUUAAUUAAUUGUUUAUUACGAAACUAUUUACAUUAUAAUUUGUACGAUCAGGCAGAUAAACUUGUAUUGAAAUCAACUUUCCCAGAAUCUGCCAGCAAUAACGAAUGGGCUAGAUUUUUAUAUUAUUUGGGGCGCAUCAAAGCUGCUAGAUUAGAGUAUUCUGCUGCACAUAAGUAUUUAGUACAGGCUCUUAGAAAGGCUCCGCAAAGUACUGCAGUAGGUUUCCGUCAAACAGUACAAAAACUGGCUGUAACUGUGGAACUUUUACUUGGAGAUAUUCCAGAACGUCAAACUUUUAGACAAGCUGCUAUGCGUCGUGCAUUAGCUCCAUAUUUCCAAUUGACUCAGGCUGUGCGUUUAGGGAAUCUUCAACGUUUUGGGGAAGUUUUAGAAAACUUUGGCCCACAAUUUAGAGCCGAUCAUACAUUUACUUUAAUCCUGAGAUUGAGGCACAAUGUUAUUAAAACUGCAAUUAGGUCAAUUGGACUGUCCUAUUCCAGAAUUUCUCCCACAGAUAUUGCAAAGAAGCUUGGUUUGGAUUCUAGUGUUGACGCUGAAUUUAUUGUUGCUAAAGCUAUUAGAGAUGGUGUAAUCGAAGCUACCUUAGAACCGGAAAAUGGAUACAUGCGUAGCAAAGAAACUACAGAUAUUUAUUGUACUAAAGAACCAUUACUCGCGUUUCAUCAAAGAAUUACUUUCUGUUUAGACUUACACAAUCAAAGUGUUAAGGCUAUGAGGUAUCCUCCAAAAUCCUAUGGUAAAGAUCUUGAAUCGGCUGAAGAACGUAGAGAAAGAGAACAACAAGAUUUAGAGCUUGCUAAGGAAAUGGCAGAAGAGGAUGAUGACGGAUUUCCUUAGAUUGUUUAUUUUUUCGAUACAUUUAAUUAAUAAAAUGAUCCAAUAAAAUCAUGAAAAAUG